Molecule: messenger RNA, 858 nt
Organism: Metarhizium album ARSEF 1941
Lineage: Eukaryota; Fungi; Ascomycota; Sordariomycetes; Hypocreales; Clavicipitaceae
Exons: 1
Coding region: 1-858 (285 amino acids)
Source: RefSeq, a predicted model, not a curated record
AUGAAGUUUUCCCUUUCUCUUGUUGUCCUGUCCACCGGGCUGGCCGUAGCCGCUCCCGUGGGUACCGGUCAUCAGAAUCCUAGGUCUACAAGUCUUGAUGGCAGCGGAUUAUCUGAUUUCAACAAAGUUGGCUCCAAGGCUUCGGGAUCUGGCGUCCAUUCCUAUUCUUCUUCGAAAGCUCAAAAGCGUGCCCCACAAGGCUCUCUAGGCGGCUCGUCCAGUUCUGGACUCGGUUCUUCCAGCUCGUCUGGCUCGUCUGGCUCAUCUGGCUCAACUGGCUCAUCCACCACUGGAUUCGAAUCCGACACGUCUGGCUCAUCCACUGGAAGCGGCACGACUGGCACACUGGGGACUGGAAGCGGCACGUCUGGCCCACUGGGGACUGAAAGCGGCACGUCUGGCACACAGGGGACUGAAAGCGGCACGUCUGGCACACAGGGGACUGGAAGCGGCACGUCUGGCACACAGGGGACUGAAAGCGGCACGUCUGGCACACUGGGGACUGGAAGCGGCACGUCUGGCACACUGGGGACUGGAAGCGGCUCUGGCGGAAUCAACGAGCUCGUUUCUGGUAUCAUCAACACAAUUAUGUCUCAAAUUAGCUCAUCCGGUCUCGGCUCGGGAACCGGCUCUACCGGAGGAACUGGCCUCUCUGGCCUUGGAUCCGGCUCUGGCCUUGGAUCCGGCUCUGGCCUUGGAUCCGGCCCUGGCCUUGGAUCCAGCUCUGGCCUUGGAUCCAGCUCUGGCCUUGGAUCCAGCUCUAGCCUAGGAUCCAGCGAAGGAUCCAGCUCUGGCCUAGGAUCCAGCUCCUCUGAGACGGGAAAUAGCUUGUCCGGCGCCGGUGCUGAGAUGAGCUAG